GGGGCUGCGAGGGGAGUUGCUCGGGAGAAGGGAGGGAGGUGUGGCCGAGCGGCGGACUCUCCGCUUUCGUUACGUUAGGGUUCAUGGCCGGGGGAGACGGCGGGAGAGGAGGGCGAGGAGGUGACAGUCAGACCCGAAGUGAAACGUGGCGCCCUCGCCCCUAGCGGAGGGGCAGCAGGGCUGGGCAGGGCUGCCGAGCCCCCCGGGCCGUCCUCGCGAGCCGGGGGACGCUGGACCCGGGUCCCCGCGGAGCAGUACGCGCGAACCGCGCCCAGAUGCGGCGCUUGCAUCCCGGCCCCGUGGCCGGAUGGCCGGCGUAGAAGCAUCCCGGGUGCGGGAGCUGCGAGUAGCCCAUCCCGCGCCCAUCCUUUCCCCGUCCCUUCGUGGGUCACUGCGCCCUCCCGGUCCCGUCCCCUGAGCGCGCUCCCCCGCGGCUCCGCACACCCUCGGCCCCUCCGGCCGCCUCCCUAGACGGCUGCGGGAGAGCAGCCCGGGAGGGACGCGGCUGGAGUCGCUAGAGGGAGGUGUGGGGCCGGCGAGGAGGGGGCUUCGCGGGGCGGGGGAGAGGCGGGAGGAGGCGCCGGGGAGGAGCCGCCAGCUUCGCCCGAGCCGAGCGCACUCCGUUGCCGCGCGGGUUCCCAGCCUUGCGGGGCCCCGUGGGGAGCGCGGGUCAGCAGCGCCGCCUCCUCCCGCAGGAGCAGCGGGCCGGGGGCGUUCGCUCUCAGCCGCCGCCGCCCCGGGCCCUGCGCUGCGCUCUCCGUGCAGCCUCGCUGUCCGCUGCAGCCCACCGUGCCGGGUCCCCGGGCUCCAUCUGGAGCGCACAGCCCCGCGGUCGCGGCGGGAGGAGGAGGAGGAGGAGGGAGGAGGAGAAGGAGGAGGGAUCGCGGCGCGGGCUGGUCUGGCCACCUCGCCCCGCGCCCCGCCCCUGCGCGCACUCCCUCGCCGGAGAGCUACUUUCGGACCAGGAAAGUGAGGGCGGCCCCGGGUGACAGCGCGGCGGCGCCAGUCCCGGGAAGCCGCGUCUGUUCGCGUGUCGCCCGUCGCGCUCCCAGCGGCGCACUGUCCGGACCCGGCCAUGGCUUCUACCACCACCUGCACCCGGUUCACCGACGAGUAUCAGCUCUUCGAGGAGCUGGGAAAGGGGGCAUUCUCAGUGGUGAGAAGAUGUAUGAAAAUCCCCACUGGACAAGAGUAUGCUGCCAAAAUCAUCAACACCAAAAAGCUUUCUGCUAGGGAUCACCAGAAACUGGAAAGGGAAGCUAGAAUCUGCCGUCUCUUGAAGCACCCCAAUAUUGUGAGACUUCAUGACAGUAUAUCAGAGGAGGGCUUCCAUUACUUGGUGUUUGACUUAGUUACUGGAGGUGAAUUGUUUGAAGACAUAGUGGCAAGAGAAUAUUAUAGUGAGGCUGACGCCAGUCAUUGUAUACAACAGAUUCUAGAGAGUGUAAAUCAUUGUCACCUAAAUGGCAUAGUUCACAGGGACCUGAAGCCUGAGAAUUUGCUUUUAGCUAGCAAAUCCAAAGGAGCAGCUGUGAAACUGGCAGACUUUGGCUUAGCCAUAGAAGUUCAAGGCGAUCAGCAGGCGUGGUUUGGUUUUGCUGGCACACCUGGGUAUCUUUCUCCAGAAGUCCUACGUAAAGAUCCUUAUGGAAAACCAGUGGAUAUGUGGGCGUGUGGUGUCAUCCUCUACAUCUUGCUGGUGGGCUACCCGCCCUUCUGGGAUGAAGACCAGCACAGACUCUAUCAGCAGAUCAAGGCUGGAGCUUAUGAUUUUCCAUCACCAGAAUGGGACACGGUGACACCUGAAGCCAAAGACCUCAUCAACAAAAUGCUUACCAUCAACCCUGCCAAACGCAUCACAGCCUCUGAGGCACUGAAACACCCAUGGAUCUGUCAACGCUCUACUGUUGCUUCCAUGAUGCACAGACAGGAGACUGUAGACUGCCUGAAGAAAUUUAAUGCUAGACGGAAAUUGAAGGGCGCCAUCUUGACAACUAUGCUGGCUACGAGAAAUUUUUCAGCAGCCAAGAGUUUGUUGAAGAAGCCAGAUGGAGUGAAGAUAAACAACAAAGCCAACGUGGUAACCAGCCCCAAAGAAAAUAUUCCUACCCCGGCGCUGGAGCCCCAAACUACUGUAAUCCACAACCCUGACGGAAUCAAGGAGUCCACUGAGAGCUCAAACACCACUAUUGAGGAUGAAGACGUGAAAGCACGAAAGCAGGAGAUCAUCAAAGUUACUGAGCAACUGAUUGAAGCUAUCAACAAUGGGGACUUCGAGGCCUACACAAAAAUCUGUGAUCCAGGCCUCACUGCCUUUGAACCUGAAGCUUUGGGCAACUUAGUGGAAGGGAUGGACUUUCACAGAUUCUACUUUGAAAAUGCUUUGUCCAAAAGCAAUAAACCAAUCCACACCAUCAUCCUGAACCCCCACGUGCACCUGGUGGGGGAUGACGCCGCCUGCAUAGCCUACAUUCGGCUCACGCAGUACAUGGACACAAGCGGAAUGCCGAAGACGAUGCAGUCGGAAGAGACUCGGGUGUGGCACCGCCGCGAUGGGAAGUGGCAGAAUGUGCACUUCCAUCGUUCGGGGUCACCAACAGUACCCAUCAAGCCACCCUGUAUUCCAAAUGGGAAAGAAAACUUCUCAGGAAGCACCUCUUUGUGGCAAAACAUCUGAAAACCAUUCACAUUUGGGUCUUCUAAUUGUCAACAGUGCCACUUCUUCACUGUUUCCAAGGCACCUGGAGGGUAAUCCUGGGACGUCCUCUCCUCCUCUUCAUGCAUGUUUCUGAGUGCAUGAAGCUGUGAAGGUUCUACGUGUAAUGCAUAUGUGACAUGUCAUCUUAUCAUAUAUUCCUUCCUGUACAUUGUUUACACUCCGGCUACUGGAUGGGAUGUUCCAUGCAAGCUUCAGUUACUGCUGGCAAACUGUAGAUGGAGGUCAGACGAGAAAAUUCCACAAUAUUCCCAGUUCGACUGACCCGUCAGGUUUCCCUGUUUAUGCCAAGAUUUAAAAGACAAUUAAAAUCAUUGUUCUCUGAAUGACAGUUGGUAAGAGAAAAGUAAAUCUUUUUUAGAAUGCUGCCAUUAAUCUGUUUGGGCUUUUUGUUGAGAUUUUGGUUUUGAUUUGUUUUUGUUUUUAAGGGUACAUACAUAUAUACAUGUAUAUAUGUGCAUAUAUGUAUGUAUGUAUGUAUACCUUCAGCUCCUGGUGUGAUCCUGGUAGAAAUGGGUGUCGUUUCUCUGAAAGUGUUGUAUUGGAUAAGUGGAUAUUUAUGCGGGCAAACGCCUGUGUGAUUGUAGGAGCAAGAGUCAGUUGCUGUUCUACCGUCAAAGCCAUAUUGAUUUGAAUCACACUGUAUACUGGGAAAAAAUUCACGUCAUUUACUAGUUUGAUUUCUUUCAGAUAGGCACAGUUCUGGUGAACGCUUGGCAUAGAUUUUGUUUUUUUCUUUCUCGAAUCUGUGUUCUGUUUUUACUGUAUACUAUCUGUUUGCCCUUUUGUUUGUUUAUUUUUCCUGUUUUAGUUCUCUCUCGUCUCUCUCUCUCUUUUUCUGUUUGCCUGUUUAUCCUUCUUUCUGUAGCUAGUAGUGUGUAAAAACAGUAAAAUUUACAUAUGAAGGUAAAAUAAAAGUCAAGGUCUUUUGGAGGAAGCUAAAGGCAACAUUUCCAGUUUCUUCAGGGCCCAUGGAGCUGCUAGAAGAUUUUAAAUAAAGGUUUUUAAAUUGGCUUAGGCUACCCCUUAUGCGUAGGUAUCCUAGCCAUGUUGGAAGUUUUUAAAUUGAGACUUGUGCUAACAACAGUAAGAGCCUACUAAGAAUCACCAACUAGAGAAGUUGCCUGAAGACCACAGUGGAGGGUGAUCAGCGUUGUAUGCCCUUAUUUGACCUUGUGGGAUGUGAGAGCCUUUCCUGCCUCACUUUCACUAGCUAGUCCACAUGAGGUAUCUUCUCCAUCCUCACAGUGUUUGAACUUGAUCUUUGUAAUUUGUGCAGUUCUAGCUUCUCUCUUGAGUCACAAUAGCAUCUUCUUGCCAGGGGUUAGGGUUUAUCCAGCUUAAAGCAACGAAGAAAAGGAAAUGCCCCAGUUUUCUUUGCAGUUCUCAUUUCUUCUUUGUUGAUGCAGUCCUGUGAGGCUGCUUUUCUGUGUUGAACUGCUUUAUGGUGCAUGGACUCUCCAUCAGCGUUACUUCAACCAUAGCUACUCAGUCUUUAGACGCCUAUUUUUAAAGCAGAAGCGAAAAGACAAAUAGCCCUCACUCCCCCUCUUUUUCCUAAUUUCACCUUUUGGUGUUGAUUGCUAAUCACUUUAGAUAUUGUUGCUAGUGAAUGUAUGGUAGAUGGGUUGAAGCUUUUCUGAUAACUAUCACAUGAUUUAAAACAAUAUAUAUUUAAAAAUGAAUAUAUACAGUAAAUGUAUUGAGCCGUGUUAUCCUGCCAAUGAGAUCUGUGAAAAACGUUAAUGGCCUCACUUUUCCCUUUUUAAGUUCUUUUCCCUUUCUGUGGAGCAACUCUGCGUGGCAUACAUAUAUUUAAAAACACAAAUAGUGGUAGACUGUUUUUUUUUCUCCUUUUUUUUUUUUUUUUACACUUUUAACUUAGCAUGUGGUGUUGAAGUAUUACCAUAGAUCCAGUUUGUCUUCUGCACUAAGGUGUGAGGAAAUCGUGAUUUGUUCUCUCCAGCACAAUGGAAUUACACAUUCAUCCUCUGCUAUUGUUUUGAAAACACUGCAGUUUACCAUGGGACACUGUAUAUAUUUCUUGCCAUAAUGGUAAAUGACUGAUUGAUAUAUUUAAGAGUUAAUAAAUUUGUGAUUUCUGCUGA
Molecule: messenger RNA, 4824 nt
Organism: Meriones unguiculatus (Mongolian gerbil)
Lineage: Eukaryota; Metazoa; Chordata; Mammalia; Rodentia; Muridae
Gene: Camk2d
Product: calcium/calmodulin dependent protein kinase II delta
Exons: 21
Coding region: 1076-2677 (533 amino acids)
Biological process (GO): protein phosphorylation
Cellular component (GO): cytoplasm; neuron projection
Molecular function (GO): calcium/calmodulin-dependent protein kinase activity; ATP binding; calmodulin binding
Source: RefSeq, a predicted model, not a curated record